GCGGCCGUGCGGGCUGUGUUUUGCACGGGCACAAGAGCCCAUUCAUUUGAAUGGACUUCUGUGCCCGUGACACACAGGGAAAGAAGUCCCUGCACUUCUUUUAAAAAUGCAGCCCACACGGGAACCUUGUUUCCCAGUAUGGUUGCUUUUCCCAGUGCGGGCGGCGUGCCAUUAGAACUAAUGGCACCCGCCCGCAGGUCCGCAUUUCUCUGUGCGGGUGGUGCGGCUGCACGGAUUUUCCUGCGGAUCCGCAGCGGCACCACCCACACAGAUGUGAACCUAGGGUAAAGGUCCAAUUCCCCCACCACAGCAAUUGUACUUUUAUGAUAGCUAGGUG
Staurois parvus is the source of this 337-nucleotide messenger RNA. NCBI's taxonomy places the organism in Eukaryota, Metazoa, Chordata, Amphibia, Anura, Ranidae. The record is from the annotation of a GenBank genome assembly.